Messenger RNA from Podarcis lilfordi (Lilford's wall lizard), 23373 nucleotides. Lineage: Eukaryota; Metazoa; Chordata; Lepidosauria; Squamata; Lacertidae. The record is from the annotation of a GenBank genome assembly.
AUGGACGCCUGUGCCGAUAGAAAAAGCUUGAGCUCUCUUCACAGCUCUUAGCAGAGAUCCGCAGCGGCAGAAAGUGUUGCCUUGGAUAAUAAAUCAGGCUGUGCGCAGGCUUCUUGCUAAUCUCUAACAGUCUUUAAUGAGUAGAAAAACAUCAUAAAUCAGUCCCGGCGAGAGAGCAGGCAUCCUUCUCGCCUCUCAGCCAAAAACGAAAGUAAAUCACACACAAAGAAAGAUUCCCGUAUGUGAACAUAACCACGCCUCAGAAUGUGAGACGUCACACAGAACUGUUUAACCCUGUAAGUUCUGAUUCUCCUCACAUGAUCAGGCACUCCCAUUUCUUUAAAAACUUGCCAUAGUUUGCUGUGGUUGACACAGUCAAAGGCUUUUGCAUAGUCAAUGAAGCAGAAGUAGAUGUUUUUAUGGAACUCCCUAGCUUUCUCCAUAAUCCAGCAUGUUUGCAAUUUGGUCUCUGGUUCCUCUGCCCCUUCGAAAUCCAGCUUGCACUUCUGGGAGUUCUCAAUCCACAUACUGCUUAAGCCUGCCUUGUAGAAUUUUAAGCAUAACCUUGCAAGCGUGUGAAAUGAGCGCAAUUGUGCGGUAGUUGGAGCAUUCUUUGGCACUGCCCUUCUUUGGGAUUGGGAUGUAGACUGACCUUCUCCAAUCCUCUGGCCACUGCUGAGUUUUCCAAAGAUGCUGGCAUAUUGAGUGUAGCACCUUACAGCAUCAUCCUUUAAAAUUUUGGUUUUCAGGGAAGAAGCAGCCCUGGAAAAUAAGGCAGGAAUUCACAUUGAAUCUUGCUAACAAAAUCCUUUCAUAGCUUUUUGUGAGGGUGUGGCUGCUAAUCUUAAAGCCAGGAUGAGCACUAAGAAUUGGGCAUCAUUUCCUCUGUUAUAAAAAAUAAAACAAAAUACUUGUUCUGCUUCUAAAGAAACCCUUUGGAAUGCAUUCUUAUUCUUUUUUCAUAAAAAAAAACCAAACAGCUGUGCAAAGGUGCUUCUGUGCAAUGCAAUGUCAGAAUAACAAAAUAAUGAAACAUCUCACAAGAGCCUUGUUUUUUAAAUAUACAGCUAAAAAACCUUAAAGCUCCUACAACACUUUUCAAAUACAAAUCUAAUAGCAGGGACUAGGAGGCAACCUGAUAUUCAAGGCUUCACCCCCCCCCCAACUCUGAGCUUUUGGUUUCUCUUUAGACACUCAUCUGUGGUCGCCUGGAGCAUUUCAGGGAAAAGAGAGAUAACAUUCUGGCAUACAAAGCAGACAUAAUAAAAGAAAGUGACAACCUGUUUGUAAGUGUCAUUGUUACUUGGAAAGGAACAAGUGCUAUAAGUUUAAUGUACAUAUAAUGCUGUGCUUGAAUGCAUUGUAAUAAGAAUACUAUAAAGGGAAGUUUCUCUUCGACUUAGGCAAGAGGUUCCACUCUGACAGAAGCAUCAGAGGAGGCUGGAUCUUUCCUCAUAACUAGUCACUGGAGGCAUAAGCUGCAGAGCUCUCACGGAAGGAAGCUUAAACUUGCGAAGUCAGUGUGUUCUUGCUGGAGAUGGCUAGGAGAAGCAGCAGCAGCAGUUGCAAAUAAGUCAUGCAAUGUUGAAGAAGCUUAGGAUCUCCCUUUGUGACCAGAGAGAGGAAAGCUGACUGAAUUACAUAAAGGACUGAACAUUGUUUGCAACGUGCUACUUUAUCAUGCUUAUCUUAUUGUUAGACUGUUUAAGACUGUUCUGCAGUAAAGCUUCAAAACUUAUUUUUGUGAUGGAGAGAAUUCAUUUCCACACAAGGUCCAGAUCAGGAAUUCCAUGGAACAACUUUAACAGCAAUAACUUGAAGGGUACUUCAACAAGUACUUGAAGGGACACGGGUGGUGCUGGUUGUUAAACCACAGAGCCUAGGGCUUGCCGAUCAGAAGGUCGUGGUUUGAAUCCCCACGACGGUCCCGUUGCUCGGUCCCUGCUCCUGCCAACCUAGCAGUUCAACAGCACGUCAAACUGCAAGUAGAUAAAUAGGUACCGCUCCGGCGGGAAGGUAAACGGCGUUUCUGUGUGCUACUCUGCUUCACCAGAAGUAGCUUAGUCAUGCUGGCCACAUGACCCGGAAGCUGUACGCCGGCUCCCUUGGCCAGUAAAGCGAGAUGAGCGCCGCAACCCCAGAGUUGUCUACAACUGGGUCUAAUGGUAAGGGGUCCCUUCACCUUUACCUUUACUUGAAGGACCAAACCAAGAAUUACAGUGGUACCCCGCAAGACGAAUGCCUCGCAAGACGGAAAACCCGCAAGACGAAAGGGUUUUCUGUUUUGGAGGCGCUUCGCAAGACAAAUUUCCCUAUGGGCUUGCUUCGCAAGACGAAAGCCCAUAGGGAAAUCUCCGGGGACCUGCUUUAAAUUGCUGGCGGUCGGGAGCAAAGACUUUCGCCCACAGCCGGCCUUCAGAAGAGGUCCAGGACCUCUUCUGAAGGCCGGCGGGGGCAAAAGUCUUUGCUCCCCCCCGCCUGCCUUCCCGGGCCCGCGGAGACUUCUCUGCUGCCCCGGGCUAUCUUAAAAUGCUGGCGGGCGGGAGCGAAGCGUUCGCUGCCGACCCCCAGAAUUUUAAAAUCUCCCCGGGACACCUGUGAAGUCUCCGCUGCCCCGGGCGAUCUUAAAAUGCUGGCGGUCGGGAGCGAACGCUUCGCUGCCGACCCCCAGCAUUUUAAAAUCUCCCGGGACAGCAGAGAAGCAGCCCCCUGCGACCCUCUCCCGGCUGGAGAGGUGACGCGCGCCUAUGGCAGGAGCCUCCAUAGGCGCACGUCACCUCUCCAGCUGGGAGAGCGCGCGCGGGGCUAAAGCAGCCCCCUGCGACCCUCUCCCGGCUGGAGAGGUGACGCACGCCUAUGGCAGGAGCCCGCCAGCAUUUUAAAAUCUCCCCGGGACAGCAGAGACUUCGCUCCUGCCCGCCAGCAUUUUAAAAUCGCCCCGGGACAGCAGGGGCUUUUAAAAUGCUGGCUUUCGGCAGCAAAGCCCUCCUGUCCCCGGAGCUUGCGGGGCGGGAGGUGGGAAGAAGGGCUUUUCUUCCCACCACCAGCCUUCAGAACAGCCUUCUGAAGGCUGGGGGUGGGAAGAAAAGCCCUUUCCCCCCCCCCAGCCUUCAGAAGAGGUCGGGGGACAGAUUGUCCCCGGACCUGGCCUGAAGGCGGUUUCCCUAGGAACGCAUUAAUUGAUUUUCAAUGCAUUCCUAUGGGAAACCGUGCUUCGCAAGAACGAAAAACUCGCAAGAAGAAAAAACUUGCGGAACGAAUUAAUUUCGUCUUGCGAGGCACCACUGUACAACAAUCUCUUCCUCAAAAUGGUUCAGCCUCCACCACCUUUACUGCAGUCAACUGAAGGCAACCAACUAUGCCCUGCCCCCCCGAUCUUUCUCACUGCCAAUGAAAACUAAUAAAUGAAAAGGAAGAGAACCUCCCCAUGUCACACUGACACAAACACCUUGCAUAUGGACUUUGUAAAAUAAUGAAAGUGUACUACCCCUCCCCCGCUCGCUUUCUGCACCUCUCAAUUCCCCAACCUUACACUGUAUACAACAUUAAAGUCUGUCUGUCUGUAAAUUUUUAUGAUAUCCAAACAGAGGAGCUUAUAGUUAGGAAGCCAACACCCUCCCUUCAGAUGUGAAGGAAAUAAGCAGCUAUCCUAUCUUUAAAAGACAUCUGAAGGCAGCCCUGUUUAGGGAAGUUUUUGAUAUUUAAUGCUGUACUGUUUUUAACACUUGAUUGGAAGCUGCCCAGAGUGGCUGUGGAAACUCAGCCAGAUGGGUGGGGUAUAAAUAAUAAAUUAUGAUGAUGAUAAUGUAAUGAUCUUCCUCUGUUUUACUUCAGAUAAUUCAGUGGGGCCUCUUCUCAUUUCAUUCUCUUCUGGAUCAGUGCCUUAAUCCUUUGUAGAUUCUGUAUAUCACAGAAUAGUCAUUGAGGUGUCCCCAGAUGUUGUUGUCCAGUUCCCAUCUGCUUCAGCCAGCAGGGCAGACAGUCAAGGAUGAUAGAAACUCUAAUCUGGACCUCACCACCUGGACUCUGCUGCCCUAUAUCCUUCCCAUUGAAACAACCGUGAAAAUAAAUUUUGGACGCUAUAGAUUUAUCCUGGUCUGGUGCAUGCAAUGUCUUUUGUUUUGCAGCUGUGUGAUUUGUGCUCAUAUUGUAUUGUGGUGGCCAUUGGCUAUAAACAAUAAAAUUUAUAGAUACAGUAGAUUGAACUGCAAAAAUAAGUAAUAAAAUAAUAAAACGAUUUUAAUAUUUUUUUGGUCCUCACUCCCAAAUGGUGUGUGUGUUUUUGGUUAUAUUGGGGAUGGGGUGGGGGGUGGAGAAGUAUGAAAGCCAAAACCGCUCCCCUCCUCUGCUAAAUGGAUGCAGGAGACCAGAGGCAGUGAAUGAAAAAGCAGGGAAAGAGAAACCCUCCAAGUGCCACUAUUUUCCAGGGAUGUCCCUGAUUUAGAGAAGCCGUCCUGGUUUCUGAUUUGACCCCAGAAUGUCCUGUUUUUCUUAGGGUCUCCCUAUUUUCAUUGAAGAAAUGCUGGAGGGAAUGGAAUUAUGCGACCCCCAGGCCCUCUGAGAAGGCAAUCCUGUAUAGGAAAGUUUUAAUGUUUAAUGUUUUCUAAUGUUUUUUAUAUAUGUUGGAAACUUCCCAGAGUGGCUGGGGCAGCGUAAUAAGAUGUGCGGUGUAUAAAUAAUAAAAUUAUAUUUAUGGAAUAGGAUGUUCCUAUUUUCAUCAGAGAAAUGUUGGAGGGUUUGGAAAGGUCGGUUGCUGGAGCUAAGUGAUUGCAUGAUCCCAACCAGCAGAGCUGGGAACUGGACUGCCUCCUCCAGCUACCCAUUCGGGCUGCAGGCAUAGCUGUCAACCUUCCCUUUUUUUGCCGUAAAUUCCCUUAUUCCAGUGCCAUUUCCCGCUGCUAUCCCGGAUUGUUAGGUAUCCUGUAGACUGUCCCCGGGACAGGAGAGGCUGCGGCCCCCUUAUUUUCAAAUCUGAAAGUUGACAGCUAUGGCUGCAGGGUGGCAUCGUCCCAGCUUUCUGAAAAUAUUUACUGAUGAGGAAACCAGUGACUGCACAUCGGAUCACAAGGAUUUGUGCAACAUUCUGGAUGGCAUAUAAGAUGCCAGGUAGAUUCCAAUGAUACAAUAAAUUUUGAGGGACAGCGCAAGGGGGCGCAUCCAGCCUCGCAGCCUCCCAUGGCCCAACCCACAGUCAGCGAGCUCCGAUGCUCAGAGAGGCAGGAAACGGGGCCAGCCAGGGGGACUCGAGAGCGGCUGCACUUUCCUGUCCCCCGCCGAGGAGAGCGGAGGAGCAGCGGCCCGUGGCCUGGCGAGUUUCCCCGGAGAGGAGCCGGAUUCCGCUGCAGGGACGGAGCGAGGAGUCCGAGGUGCAGGAGGCGGGGGGGAGGAGGAGGGGGAGAGCAGGUGCGCCUGGCAGGAUCAGGCCCCGAGUAGAGCCAGAGGCUGCAGGGCGCCCCCCAACCGGGCAGGAAGGGGAAGGGGCGCAGCUCAGGGGCAGGGCAUCUGCAGGAGGGCACAGGGGCAAACAUCAUAGAAUCAUAGAGUUGGAAGAGACCACAAGGGCCAUCGAGUCCAACCCCCUGCCAAGCAGGAAACACCAUCAGAGCACUCCUGACAUAUGGUUGUCAAGCCUCUGCUUAAAGACCUCCAAAGAAGGAGACUCCACCACACUCCUUGGCAGCAAAUUCCACUGUCAAACAGCUCUUACUGUCAGGAAGUUCUUCCUAAUGUUUAGGUGGAAUCUUCUUUCUUGUAGUUUGGAUCCAUUGCUCCGUGUCCGCUUCUCUGGAGCAGCAGAAAACAACCUUUCUCCCUCCUCUAUGUGACAUCCUUUUAUAUAUUUGAACAUGGCUAUCAUAUCACCCCUUAAUCUCCUCUUCUCCAGGCUAAACAUACCCAGCUCCCUUAGCCAUUCCUCAUAAGGCAUCAUUUCCAGGCCUUUGACCAUUUUGGUUGCCCUCCUCUGGACACGUUCCAGUUUGUCAGUGUCCUCCUUGAACUGUGGUGCCCAGAACUGGACACAGUACUCCAGGUGAGGUCUGACCAGAGCAGAAUACAAUGGCACUAUUACUUCCCUUGAUCUAGAUGCUAUACUCCUAUUGAUGCAGCCCAGAAUUGCAUUGGCUUUUUUAGCUGCCGCGUCACACUGUUGGCUCAUGUCAAGUUUGUGGUCAACCAAGACUCCUAGAUCCUUUUCACAUGUACUGUUCUCAAGCCAGGUGUCCCCCAUAUUGUAUUUGUGCCUCUCAUUUUUUUUGCCCAAGUGCAAUGCUUUACAUUUCUCCCUGUUAAAAUUCAUCUUGUUUGUUUAUGCCCAGUUCUCUAAUCUGUCAAGGUCGUUUUGAAGUGUGAUCCUGUCCUCUGGGGUGUUAGCCACCCCUCCCAGUUUGGUGUCAUCUGCAAAUUUGAUCAGGAUGCCCUUGAGUCCAUCAUCCAAGUCGUUAAUAAAGAUGUUGAAUAAGACCGGGCCCAAGACAGAACCCUGUGGCACCCCACUAAUCACUCUUCUCCAGGAUGAAGAGGAACCCUUUGGGUUCAGUCAGUCAGCCAGUUACAAAUCCACUGAGUGGUAGCAUAGUCAAGACCGCAUUUUACCAGCUUCUUUACAAGAAUAUCAUGGGGCACCUUGUCAAAUGCCUUGCUGAAAUCAAGGUAGGCUACAUCCACUGCGUUCCCUUCAUCUACCAGGCUUGUAAUUCUGUCAAAAAAACGAGAUCAGGUUAGUCUGACAUGACUUAUUUUUCAGAAAUCCAUGCUGACUAUUGGUGAUCACAGCAUUCCUUUCUAGGCGCUCACAGACUGUUUGCUUAAUGAUCUGCUCCAGAAUCUUCCCUGGUAUUGAUGUCAGACUGACUGGGCGGUAAUUAUUUGGGUCCUCUCUUUCCCCCUUUUUGAAAAUAGGGACAACAUUUGCCCUCCUCCAGUCUGCCGGGACUUCGCCUGUUCUCCAGGAAUUCUCAAAGAUGACUGCCAGUGGUUCUGAGAUCACAUCUGCCAGUUCUUUUAAUACUCUUGGAUGCAGUUCAUCUGGCCCUGGAGACUUGAAUACAUCUAAACUAGCCAAAUAUUCUUGUACUAUCUCCUUAGUUAUUCUGGGCUGUUUCCUCUGCUGAAUCAUUUGCUCCAAAUUCUUCAGGUCGGGCAUUGUUUUCUUUAUCGGAGAAGACUGAGGCAAAGAAGGCAUUGAGGAGUUCAGCCCUUUCUGUGUCCCCUGUUUGCAUUUCACCAUCUUCUCCUCUGAGUGACCCCACUGUUUCUUUGUUCUUCCUUUUGCUACGAACAUACCCAUAAAAGCCUUUUUGUUGCUUUUAACCUCUCUAGCAAGCCUGAGUUCAUUCUGUGCUUUAGCUUUUCUGACUUUGUGUCUACACGUGCUGGCUAUUUGUUUGAAUUCCUCUUUGGUGGUCUCCCCCCUUUUCCAUUUUUUGUACACAUUCUUUUUUAAUCUUAACUCAGUUAAAAGUUCUUUAGAUAGCCACCCUGGCUUCUUUAGGCACCUUCCAUGUUUCCGUCUCAUUGGUAUGGCCUGACGUUGUGCUUUUACUAUCUCCCUCUUAACAAACUCCCAGCCAUCGUGAACUCCCUUUCCUUUUAGUAUUACUGUCCAUGGGAUCUCACCCAGCACUUCCCUAAGUUUUAUGAAGUCGGCUUUCUUAAAGUCAAGAAAUUGAGUCCUAGUAUGCUUGGCUGCUCCUUUCCGCUGUAUAGUAAACUUCAGAAGAGCAUGAUCACUCGCGCCUAAUGAUCCUUCCACUUCUACCCCACUAACCAGGUCAUCAACAUUGGUUAGGACCAGAUCUAAAAUGGCUGUUCCUCUUGUUGCUUCUCCCACUUUCUGGACAAUGAAGUUGUCUGCAAGGCCAGUGAGGAAUCUGUUUGACCUUAUGCUCUUGGCUGAGUUUGACAUCCAACAAAUAUCCGGGUAAUUGAAGUCCCCAUUACUACUAUCUCCCUUCCUUUUGCAUGCUUGGCCAUCUGUUCCAGGAAGGCAUCAUCUAUGUCCUCCGUUUGGCUUGGGGAUCUAUAGUAAACUCCCACAAUGAGGUCUCUGUUAUUCUUCUCUCCCUUAAUUUUGACCCAAAUGCUCUAACUUUGGCUUUGAGGUUCUAAAUCUUGGAUCUCUUCACAGGUAUACACAUAUAACGCCACUCCUCCUCCUUUCUUGUCUGGUCUGUUUCUCUGAAAUAGAUUGUAUCCCCCCAUUUUUACAUUCCAAUCGUGGGACUUAUCCCACCAGGUUUCAGUGAUGCCUAUUAUGUCAUAUUUAGUUUGCUGUACCAAGAGCUCAAGCUCAUCUUGUUUAUUUCCCAUGCUUUGCGCAUUAGUGUACAGACACUGAAGUCCAUUAAUCAUUCACCCGUGUCUCUUAUUUAAGGAUUUUUUCCUCCCACCACUAGGUCUGCGUGCUGUUUGCUCAAUUUGGUCUAUGACAUUUGGAUGAUCAUCUUCAUCAAUUGAUAGACUCCUACCUUCAGGAGCACUGUCUCCUCCCCCACAUUAGUCAGUUUAAAGCCCUCCUGAUGAGGUUUCUGAGAUUUUUGGCAAAAACAUUUCUCCCAACCGUUGUGAGGUGCAGCCCAUCACUUGCCAGAAGUCCAUCUUCAAGAAACUGCAGUCCGUGAUCUAAAAAUCCAAACCGUUCCUGUUUACACCAUUUGCGAAGCCAGUUGUUCACUUCCACUAUUUUUCCCUCUCUCCCUGGGCCACGUCGUUCAACUGGGAGGACAGAUGAGAUGACAAUUUGUGCAUUUAGUUGCUUCAAUUUCCUGCCGAGAGCCUCGUAGUCUCUUUUGAUCUUCUGGAGGCUAUUGCUUGCAGUGUCAUUGGUUCCCACAUGAACCAAGAGGAAGAGGUAUUUAUCAGUGGGUUUUAUGAUUCCUUGCAGUCGUUCAGUUACAUCUUGGAUCUUAGCCCCGGGGAGACAGCACACUUCCCGAGACAUCUUGUCAGGCCCACAGAUCACUGCUUCUGUUCCCCUCAGUAGGGAAUCCCCUAUCACCACUACACGCCUCCUCUUAGGUUUGGUCAGGGUUCUUCUGUGAGCUGUCCGUUCCAAGGUCACCUGCACAUUCCCUGAGGACUGACUUUGCUGCUCGUCUUCAUAUACCUGAUCGACUGUAAUGAGGGAGAGAUCCUCAAAUGGAGUCUGCUCUUCAUUUUCCAUGCUAGGGGAGAGGACCUCAAAGCGAUUGUGUAUUUCUAAACAAUCAGAGCGAACCCUGGGCCUCCUACUUCUUUGAGUCACGUUUCUCCAUAUAUCUGGCUCCUGUGUUGGUGAACUAGCCUCCUUCUCAGGGGAGUCCCCUGUCUCCUCCUUGGUGGAGACGGUGUGCUCUGUUGCUUCCAAGAAGAGCUCCAGCUAUCUAAUUCUUUGGAGCGUAGCUACACGUUCCUCCAGUUGCUGGACUUUGUCUUUUAAGAGGGCAAUCAACAUGCAAUUGCUGCAGGUAAAGCUGCCUGCAACCUUUGGCAAGAUGGCAAACAUUGCGCAGGAACCGCAGGCGACUGCAGCUGUUCCCUCCCCCUCCAUCUUGAGAACGUGUCGUUGGGGGUGGCUACAGCGGUCCUCCAUCAUAAAAAGCGUGAAGACAGGACAAAUAACUCCCCCCACAAAAAAAAACACUAGGUCUUCCCCAACAAACGUUUGAGACUAGCUCCCCUAAAUCUAAAAGAUGGAUCAAACUGUGCGCACCUAGCGGCGCGCGGCGCUGCCCUGCUAGCUCUGAUAAGCUCCUCCCACAGCUAAUCACCUGCCUCAACAGAAACCCUGCCCCCUCUGACCUUUGCACAGGGAGAACAGCUAAUCAGCCACAAAGAAACACACACACACAAGAAAACCCUUUUUGCUCCUUCAACUGCUGCCCUGCUAGCUCUGGCUCAGGCUCUGGCUCAGGCUCAGGCUGGCACGGACCCUGCCGGAGACCCUGGGGAGCUGCUCCCUUCAGUCCUGGGCUCAAGGGGCAGAAUGAGGGGUCCAAGGCAGCUGCUGCUUCCCGAUGGACGAUGCAUAUAGUCGUCCGAUGAUCAGCGGCGUACCUGGGGCUUUUGCCGCCCCUCUCCCUGUCCCUCAGCAGGGAGCCCCGUCCUCUUUCACGGUCCUCCCCACGGGGGACAGGGAAGGGGAGGCAGGGGGAAAGGAAUAGCAGUGCAGCAGGGAGGUGUCUCUCUCACUCUGCAGCCCCCUGACACCCUUUGCAGGCCACUACUCCUGCCCCCCCCCUUCCUCUGCCAGUACCAUCGAUAAACCUAUCGCCCUCCUUCGUGAAUUGGAAGGAUGGGAUAGAAGUUCUGAACUGGAAAUAAAUGAUCCCUCUGACUGCUCUUUAAAGAGGAUUUCUAAAGAACAAUGAGAAGGGUGUUUUUUCCUAGAACUCAUUGCUAAUUCAGCAGGGUCUUCUUGUGCUCUUAUUUCUCCUCCACCCCAGCACUGGGGUUGGAAGGUCUAAACAUGCUGAUUGUGUUCGCAAGACUUGUAUGUAUGCUAGAUGGCAUGUCUGGUGAGUGUGUGCAGCACCUCUGGCGUGUGUGCAUGUGACUUUAUGGUAUGCAUACAUUGGCCACAAAGCUCACUGGAAUGUGGCCUCCAGAAUCAAUGCAGCUUUAAGCCCAUAAAUGUUUCGUUCCUCCUGCUCUGUCAGGAAGAACAAUCAAAUCUAAGACUAUCAGGUGGAGAGAACUCCUGGAUCUACAGAUUUAAUGUUCUCAACAUCCUAUGGACACAAACUGCAAUGAGAUUUCACUUUUCAUACAAUAUAAUGGUGUCCUAAACAAACAAUCAGACCCAGAGACUCCAGCAGGUGCAGAAUGCCGCGGCAAGGCUCCUUACGGGGUCCUUGCCAUGGGAUCACAUUCAUCAAUGCAAUACGAUACGAUACGAUAAUCUUUAUUGUCAUUGUCCCAUACAGAACAACCAAAUUGAAAAAAUCUACAUCAGACAUUCAAAAACCAACAAACCUGCUAUCCCAGCCUGCUUAACCCCCUAGAAACACUGAUUCCCAUAAUUAAAUAUAAUAUACUCACAUAGAGACUUCCAUACACUGCGUUUAAAACCAAAAUCGCAUUUGGAUAGAAACUGUUUUUCGGUUUCAUCCAGUGCUUUACCAACUGCACUGGCUCUUGGUGGAGUACAGGGUCAGGUUUAAGGUGCUGGUUUUGACCUGUAAAGCCCUAUGCGGCCUAGGUCCCACGUAACUAUGGGACCGCCUCUCCUGGUAUGCCCCACGGAGGACCUUAAGGUCCACAAAUGACAACAGUUUGGAGGUCCCAAGUCACAAGGUGGUUAGAUUGGUCUGAACUAGGGCCAGGGCCUUUUCCGUAUUGGCCCUGACUUGGUGGAACGCUCUGUCACAAGAGACUAGUGCCCUGAAGAAGCGUCUCCACCCCCAUCGUUCUACCCAGACACUGAGGUGCAGUGCUUAGGGCCUUCUGGCGGUUCCCUCACUGCGAGAAGCCAAGUUUACAGGGAACCAGACAGAGGGCCUUCUCGGUAGUGGCGCCUUUCCUGUGGAACGCCCUCCCACCAGAUGUCAAAGAAAGCAACAACUACCAGACUUUUAGAAGACAUCUGAAGGCAGCCCUGUUUAGUGAAGCUUUUAAUGUUUGAUGUAUUAGGGUAUUUUAAUAUUUUGUUGGAAGCCGCCCAGAGUGGCUGGGGAACCCCAGCCAGAAGGGCGGGGUAUAAAUAAUAAAAAAAAUUUAUUAUUGGCAUCUUUCCGCAGGGCCUGCAAGACAGAGCUGUUCCGCCUGGCCUUUGGUUUGGACUCAGUCUGACCCUUACGUUUCCCUCCCCUUAUGGUUUUGCUCUAUGGGCUACUUAUAAAAUGAGGCUGCAUUUUAACUUGUAUUUUAACUUGUAUUUUGAAUUGGGGUUUUUUCAAUAUUAUGUUUUUAUUGUAAUUUUACUGGUGUUAGCCGCGCAGGGACGGCGGGAUAUAAAUAAAAUGUAUUAUUAUUAUAUAUUUUCCUUCUGGAAGGUGGGGCAAGAUGCGGAGGGAAUCUGUAUUAUAUCUGGAGGAGAGAAGGCCAGGCGGGGGGGGGGGGAGCUCAGUGCACCCAGAAGACGUCAGUUGUGGGUUGUAGUUGCAUCUAUACAAAGUGCAUAGCCUUUGCCCCUCCAUAAAGAAAUGGGGAGGAGACAAGAGCUGGAAUAGCUGACCAGAAGGAAAUGUGGAGUCAUGAAGCAGGUGAAGGCUGAGCACACCUAAGGGCGACACAGAGAGGGGGGUGGAUUCUGCUGUAUCUUUCCCCGUCUGGAUCAAAAUCCACACACAAUAGGGCAGUGUGAGGGCACAAUCAAUGAUGUUAUGGAGAUGUGUUGAAAGGCAUUGCUUUAUGACCCUAAGAGCCCCUUCUCAAAAAACAAGCAUUCAGAGAAUUUAAACUACAGAGAGAGAGGGGGGGGGGGAGAGAGAAACAAACACACACACAAACACACGGGUGAACAGAUAAUUAUCCCCCCCACCCCCACCAAGAGGCAGUCUGCUGCCACAUUGCGUAAAGGUCACUGUAACACACUCUACAUGGGGCUGCCUUUGAAAAGUGCUCAGAAAGUUCAACUGGCUCAAAGAGCUGCAGACGCAUUGAUGACCAGGGCUGACCAUAGGCAGCAUUGUUCUUGUUUAGUCGUUUAGUCGUGCCCGACUCUUCGUGACCCCAUGGACCAGAGCACGCCAGGCACUCCUGUCUUUCACUGCCUCCCGCAGUUUGGUCAAACUCAUCUUGGUAGCUUCGAGAACACUGUCCAACCAUCUUGUCCUCUGUCGUCCCAUAGUGCUAGGGCAACCUGAUAAGAUGUGUGAGUUAUAAAUAGUAAAAUAAUCAUUAUAGAAUGGGGUGUCCCUAUCAGAGAAAUGAUAGAGGGUAUGGAAAGAUAACAGAGCCUGAUCCUGGCAUCUGUUGCUGGAGCUGAAAACUCAGCUGUAUUACUGGGGAAGAAGGAAGAUAAAACCUUAAGACUCUCUCACUUAUUUACACGCAGACACAAGAGGUCACCAGCUUUGACAGCUUGGGGAAAGAUCAGAUGCGUUCUCCAGGGAGUAAAUCUAUCAGCUAUUUUAUUAACCGUGACAACAACAGAACCUCCAUGUGUAGGCACAGUGUACCUUGAUUUGGGGCAGGCAAAAGAAGCCAUUUCCUUGCUAAAUGAAUCUGAUGGACAUCAUUGCCACAAGAUGCGGUGAUGGUGGUGGCUAAGAGAGCUUUCAAUUCAAAAUCCUUUAUUAGGCAUAGCACACCACACAUUACCAAACAAACAUCAUAUGCAGACUGUAUAAAAUACGGGCUCAGCGAACACAAUUUAUCCCAGUCCUAUUCUUAACUCCAAGAUAUAAAUCGAUGUACAUAGAUAAUAUAAUACAACACAGCAACAUCACCUACCAUUAAAAACCACUAAGUCUCUUUAUCACGGCCCAUUCUUUCUUCAUGGACAGCACUUAAAAAUUCAGCCGUUAUUAAAGUAAUUUGAUCAUCGCUGUCCGCCAGCAGGUCCUGAACAGUUGGUUGUGUAAAAAUCUGUCUAUUAAAUUUUAGGGCCUCAAAUAAUUGUUUUCUGGUAUAACUGCCAAAAUCACAGGAAAAGAAUAUAUGCUCUAGAGUAUCGGGUUCCUGUUUUCUGCAUUUGCAGAGAUGCUCUGAUUCUGGGAUAGCUAAGUAUCUUCCUCUCACUACCACCGAGGGAAACAUGUUGAAUCUGGCCAACAUAAAUAGCCUACAUGAUUAAUGUUUCUUCAGAUUUGUCAUGUAUCCCUUUUGGAAAUCUCUACACAAAGGGAGAUGUAAGUGGAUAGGAGAGCAGGUGCUGUGCUUUGCAACCUCAAGCAUGGCGAGAACACUUUUUCUGUAAGAGUCUUCCUGAUAAUUUCCCAUGUAUCUUUGGGAUCAGAGAUUUCAAAGUCAGUUAGAGUGAGCCCUAUCGAAUCCAGUUUUCUCCUACAAAUCAAUGAUAGAUUGUAGAUUGCACUAUCACUUAAAAGAUUGUAAAGUAUAGAAUUAGGGGAUAGGGCUCUAUAAUGGAGGAAGAUCCAAUAUUUCAAGGUCCUCAACCAUGCUCUUACUGAUAAAGGCAAUAUUCCCAGCUCACAACAUAUUGUUUCAUAUUUUACAGAGUUUGCAAGUCCUAAUAAUGACCUCAGAAGGGAUGCGUGAAAUUUAUCCAACCUCUUGAGGUCACCUGAAAUCCACACUGGUGUGUCGUAUAGAAGUUGGGCACAAAGUUUCAUGUCAAUCACUUGCAAUACAGCUGGAAUAAAUCUGUUUCCUACUGGAGAAAAAAAGUAGGAUUUAAUAUGGUGGGCUGUCACUUUGGCCUUAACUAUUGCAGCACAUAUAUGUGUAUUCCAAUUCAUAUUAUUUUUAAAUGUAAUUCCCAGAUAAUUGAAGUACUUAACUUCCUGUAUUAAAUGUCCAUUAAUUAUACAGCCUUUUGGGUUCCCUCUCUUUCUAAAUUGCAUAAUCUUUGUCUUAUCAUAAUUAAUUUUGAGAUUAUUGAGAGAGCAGUAGUUUGAGAAACUCUUAAAUAAUUUUUUUUAAACCCAAAACAGAGAGUGAAAUAACUACAGCAUCAUCUGCAUAAAGUAAUAAAAAAGUGGGCUAUUGUUUAAAUAAGGAGUAUGGGUGGUUGCGUUUUGAAGAAAUAAUGGUAGGUCAGAUAAAAAUAGAUUAAAUAGGGUAGGGGCCAAGAUACAGCCUUGCCUAACUCCUCAAUUAUUCAGAAUAGGACCUGCAAGUCUACCAUCUUUUGAUACUUUAACAUAUAUUUGGUUAUUAGAAUGUAAACUUUGAAUCAGUGUAAGUAGAUAUGGGUCGAUACCAAGGUGUUCUAGUUUAGUCCAUAAUUUGUUACGAUCGACCAAAUCAAAGGCACUUUUUAAAUCCACAAAUGCCACAAAGAGUUUUCAUUUAUUUCUCAUGACAUAUUUGUCCACAAGAUGACUUAACACUAGACACUGGUCAAGAGUUGACGCGCCUGCCUGAAAACCAGCCUGCUCUUUACCAGGUAGACCUUUUGUCAGCAUCCAUUCUUCCAAUUUAAUAAGCAGAGAUUUGGCAUAGAUUUUACUUAUGCAUGGUAACAAACUUAUAGGCCUGUAAUUCUCUUGACAAUUCCUAUCACCUUUUUUAAAGAUCGGUACCACUAUUGAGUUGUUCCACGACUUAGGCACAAGGGCUGAGUGAUAGAUAGAAUUAAAAAGUGGCACAAGUUUAAUGGCCCACCAUUCUACAUCUAAUCUCAACAGGUCUAUUGGAAUGCCAUCCAUACCUGGUGAUUUCCCUUGCUUAAACGAAAAAAUUAUCCUUUUCAUCUCCUCAGCAGUAAUUUGAAAUUGUGUGGUUUUUGCCAGAGAAAAUUUAAAAUUUUCCUUUUUACAAACUUGGUGAUCAUAAAAAACAUCCGUAAAAUGUGAAAUCCAAGCCUUAUCGCUUAUAUUAGGGAAAUCAGUGAUAUCUUUUAUUGAGAGAAGUGACCAAAAAGUUUUAGUAUCUUUGAUUUCUAAUGUAGUAACAAUUUUAGACCAUUUGGCUAGUGCAAACUCAGAUUUUUUUUCCAGGAGCAUGUUCUUAAAAGCAUUUUUCAUUUCAAAAUAAGUCUUCCAGAGACCUUGAGAGUUGGUAAUAUAGGCUUCUUUUAGACAAAUUCUAAGUUCUUUCUUAUAGUUAAUACAAUCUUUAUCAAACCAGUUAUACUUAUUUAAAGGUUUGUUGCUGAACUGAGGGUCUAAAAAAGAAGAAAAUAAUUCCUGGAUUGUCUUAUAAUAACAAUCAUUGUCCUCCAAGGGCAUCAAAUUUUGGUUAGCCACAGGUUCGAGAAUAACUGGGUUAUUUUCAAAUACUGCUAAUUAAACCUCCCUAUUUUUAUCACUUAUAUAAAUUCUUUUGGCAUAAAUAGUCUUAUCAGUACUAAUAAGAGGACUAAUAUCAUUAUUUCUAGGAUUCCUGUACAUCUCUAAAACUAUUGGGAUAUGGUCACUCUCUGUGCGAGGUACAACUGUGAAAGAGGCAACUUCAUUUAACAUUUCAACGGAAACUAGAGAAUAGUUGAUUACGCUCCUACCCCUUUUGGAGCUGAAGGUAAAAUUUCCUGGAAUAUCCGGCCACAUUGAGCCAUUCAAAAAUGAGAGGUUAAAUUCUAAAACCAAUUGUAAAAGUUUUCCUCCCGCUUUAUUAAUAAUGAUGUCCUUUGAAUUCCUUCCUAUUCUCAAUGAAAGUGGGGCAUCUUCAGCUAGAUUUGAGACAUAGCGUUUAUAGAGAGCUAUAUUAUCUGAUCCAAUUCGAGCAUUGGUGUCUCCCAUUACAAUCAGGGGGAUAUUUGGAGAUUUACUACGUAUUAAAUACAGCUCUUCAGAGACUAUAUUCCAACCAUAAUCUGGUCUAAUUUCCAACUCUAUGGGAGGAAAAUAUAUAUUUAAAAGAAGAAUUUCCCUGUAGACAAUGGAAAAUGAUAACAAUUGUGCAUACUGUCCAAUAUUUCUGAUAUAAUUAAUUUUAAGGUUAGAAGACUGUUUAAUACCACAGAUCAAACCGGCUUUAGGGCGACCUUUUGUUGACAUUUUAGUAGCGGGUAAAUUAUAAGUAAUAAAGUUAGGAAUAUUUAAAGGUUUAAGAGACCAGGUUUCCUGCAAAAGUAUUAUAUCAUAAGAAUCAAGAAAAUUUAUAAAAUCAGAAUCAGCUAAUUUACAUGAGAGUCCAGUUACAUUCCAGGACACAAUAGAAAGAGUUUGGAGAGAUCUUUGAUUUAAGGGUGCUAGUGAGGUAUGCGUGGUGCAUUCCGGAUGUCACACCAAGUUCCUCUGGUUCUUACUAUUAGCCCUUUCAGCGGGUUCAGAUAGUUCAGAUGCUAAUUCGAUGAUGUUUAAAGAUGUAUUCAGUAUGCUCACAUUUGAGGAGGGUGGAAUGCUAGGGUUGCAACCUGGCGCACCCAUGCUGGGCACUUUAUUUGGGGAGCCCAAUUCAGUCUCAUCUAAUUCUCUCAUUUUAUCCCAUGCUAAUGUAGUGACCAGGUUUGCCUCUGAGAUGGAUUGCAUGCGAGCUGGGUUAUAGGAGGGGCGUUUCGGCUCCAAGAUCUGAGAGGAUGGAUUCAUCUCCGCAGCAACCAAUUGGCCUGGGGUGACGGAGGGUUUCCCGACCCAUAAAUCCAGCUCGUGACGAUAGAAGCAUGAAGCCUGCUCUGGGACAUAAUCAGAUAUGUUUUGGUUGUGUGGUCCCGGUUGGUCCUUCGUCAGAUUUGUCAGACAAGAACGAAGGUUAUUCAGUCUAUAGAGUAUUUUGUUCUGAGUUUCUUGGGGGAGAGCACAGUAGGAGUUAAUUAACUUAUUUUCAAAACUUUCGAACCCGUUACCUUGGCUCGCCUCAUAUAAAGUCCCGGGAGAGUCUGGUCUUUGAAAAUCAUUAGUAAGUAACUCUGGGUGGUGAUUAGGCGAGUCCUCAGUGGCUUUUAUAUCAAUUAAAGUGUCUUAUUCAGCCUUUUGAUGAGGUGCUGUAGUCGAGGUUGCAGGACUGGGGAAUAGUGGGAUAGGAGAGGCCUUAUUUUUAAAGUAUCUUGAUAUCUUUACACCACUUGUCUUUAGAUGUUCUCUGUGUUUAUAUAUCAGUUUUGCCAAUCUCCGAUCAUGGAUUUAUAUCACAAGAGGAUCGCAAAGUCCAUUUACUGAACUUCUUUAAGGCAUACAUGCCAGGUACUUUGAGUAAUCCUGCGGAGUUGGACAAAGUGGAAUAUCUAUAUUUUGAUGGCUUGCUUGCCAGGGCGGUGGCUACAUUCCAUGAUCGAAGGUGUUGUAAGUCUUUAUAGAAUCGGUCAAUUUCAGUUUCUUCAGCACUAGUAGUUGGUGCAUAAACUUGGAUUGCUGUGAAGUUAAAAGGUCUGCCUUGGAUUCGUAUCGAGAUCAUUCUAUCAUUUUUGAGAUUGCAUCCCAGUACAGCUCUCGCCACCCUUUUGUUGACUAUGAGGGCCACUCCAUUUCAUUUACGGGAUUUUUGCCCACAAUAGUAGAUAUGAUGGUCAUCCGAACUGAAUUCGCCCAUUCCUGUCCAUUUUAGUUCACUGAUGCCUAGGAUGUCAAUAUUUAUUCUUGCCAUCUCAUUUUUGACCACAUCCAACUUACCAAGGUUCAUGGUUCUUACAUUCCAGGUUCCUAUGCAAACUUUUUCUUUGCAUCAUUGGACUUUCCUUUCGCUUCCAGGCAUAUCCACAACUGAGCGACCUUUCGGCUUUGGCCCAGCCGCUUUAUCAGCUCUGAAUUUACUUGUACUUGUCCUCCGCUUUUCCUCAGUAGCAUGUUGGAUGCCUUCCAACCUGAGGGGCUCAUCUUCCAGCGUCAUAACUUUUGUCUGUUGUCUUUGUCAAUGGAGUUUUCUUGACAGGGAUACUGGAGUGGUUUGCUGGUUCCUGCUCCAGGUGGAUCACAUUUGGUCAAAACUCCACUAUGACCUGUCCAUCUUGGGUGACCCUGCACGGCAUAGCUCAUAGCUUCUCUGAGUUAUUCAAGCCCCUUUGCCACGGCAAGGUAGUGAUCCAGGAAGGGGAGGCUCUUCUUAGGUUCAUAUAUAUUGCAAUAUUUUUACAGUUACAUGCAGCGCUUAAGUUUUACUUAUUUCACAAAGCAGACACUGUUACUUGAGCCUGAGAUCAUUUCCUCACUUGAAAAACAAAAAUAGAGAUGUGUCUAAUAAGCCAGUUCAACCAUAGAUCUGUAUUAUAAAAUAAUGCUGCUUUAUUAAGUGUGAAUGUAGUGAACAUGUGUUGCUCUUGCCAUUAUCACAUAUUCAUUCCUAAAAAUUUGGAACACAGAGAGGACAGUGGAGAAUGGAGACAGGGUUAAAAUGAGAGAAGGUGCAGAUUGGGAUUGGCAGGUGUUUAGUUCCUUUUUUGUCUUUCUUGAAAGUCUAACAGGAUUCUCUUUCAUCCCAGACUCACAAACAAUUGAGGAAGAUGAAAGUAAGAAUUCUGUGGAGCCACCUGUGAAUUCAUUGGGAAAAACAAAGAAACAGCUUAAAUGUAUGGAAUGUGGGAUGUGCUUUUAUCACAGUGGAAGUCUGAGGAUACAUCAACAAGUUCACAAAGGAGAGAAACUAUUUGAAUGUAGGGAGUGUGGAAAGAACUUCAACCGGAAGGAUAAACUUACAGUACAUUGGCGAACUCACACGGGGGAAAAACCAUUUAAAUGUAUUGAAUGUUGGAAGAGCUUCAGUACAACUGGGAAACUUAGAAUACACCAACAAACUCACACAGGGGAGAAACCAUUUCAAUGUAUUGAAUGUGGAAAGAGCUACAAUCAAAGUGGAGACCUUAGAAUACACCAACUAAUUCACACAGGGGAGAAACCGUUUAAAUGUAUUGAAUGUGGGAAGAGCUUUUGUAAAAGUGGACCUCUUAGAAUACAUCAACGAAUUCACACGGGGGAGAAACCAUUUGAAUGUGUGGAUUGUGGAAAGAGCUUCAGUCGAAGUUGGACACUUAAAAGUCAUCAGCGAAGUCAUACAAGGGAGAAACCAUUUAAAUGUAUUGAAUGUGGAAAGAGCUUCAGUCAACUGGGAGACUUUAGAAUACAUCAACGAACUCACACGGGGGAGAAACCAUUUGAAUGUAUUGAAUGUGGAAAGAACUUCAGUAAGAAUGGAGCACUUAGAAUACAUCAACGAACUCACACGGGGGAGAAACCAUUUAAAUGUAUUGAAUGUGGAAGGAGCUUCAGUGAAAGUGGGAAACUUAGAAUACACCAACGAACUCACACAGGGGAGAAACCAUUUAAAUGCAUUGAAUGUGAAAAGAGCUACAGUGAAGGUGGGAAACUUAGAAGACACCAACAAACUCACACAGGGGAGAAACCAUUUAAAUGUAUUGAUUGUGGAAAGAGCUUCAGUGAAACUGGGAAACUUAGAAGACACCAACAAACUCACACAGGGGAGAAACCAUUUAAAUGCAUUGAAUGUGAAAAGAGCUUCAAUGAAAGUCAAACACUUAGAAGACACCAACGAAUUCAUACAGGGGAGAAACCAUUUAAAUGUAUUGAUUGUGGAAAGAGCUACAGUGAAAGUGGGAAACUUAUAAGACACAAACAAACUCACAGAGGGGAAAAACCACAGAUACUUUAAUUAACUUUAAUAAACCGCAUAGGUGUUUUUUACCUUUAGUUCUAUGCUUCCUUGCAAGACUGACAAAAUCUAACCAUGCCAAUGCUUUCAGUCCCAGAAUAGGAGCUCCCUUUCCUGUCAAGGGAGGUGUCCAAGGAGCAUCUGGAGCCCUGCCAUUCCUUCUGUCCCUGGCCCCUUCCCCUCCUCUCUCUGCCAUCCCAGGGCCACUCUUGACUCCACAGCAGGAGACUGGAUCUGUCUGUGAUGGUGAGAUGUCCUGGCUGGUUGAAGGACCACUUCCUGUUUCUUGCAGCUCCAUCCUGCCUUCUCAUGCAAGGUGGAGUCAUGAAGCAGGUGAAGGCUGAGCACACCUAAGGGUGGCGCAGCGGGUGGGUGGGAUUCUGCUUAACCUUUCCCCGUCUGCUCCUUUUCUGGAUCCAAAUCCCCACACAAAAAGGGGCAGUGUGAAAGGGGCACAUUUGGAUUUGAAAGGAGUAUGAAACAAGAGUUGGAGUACCCCACAGGCUUUGUUUUUAAAUAUGGAGGUCUGGCUGGAAGAAAUAUGGAUCCUGUUGGGCCAGAGCCUCUCCGAGAUUUGGGGUUUAAUAUCAAAGACUAUCAAAAAGACUGGCAGAGAGGAACUGAGAGAGAUUUAAGGGCCUCGGACGUGAGAUCUCCAGGCUAAAUAACAUAUAAAGACUGAUGGAUAUUGGUUGGGGACUGGAACCAGGAAAAGGGUGGGUAGAGUUUGGGUCCUCUAGGUCCAAACACACACAGACGCACACAUAGUAGGAGCAAGCAGUGCUCUAAAGUGCUUAUCUUGCGAACUUGUCAUCUAACUUGUUUACUCCUGACCAAAGUUCCUGUUUCCCAAAAGGAGAGGAGGGGGAGCAGAGGAGAAAACAGAUGGGUUUGAAGGCUCUUUCUGCCUCUCUCCUCUGAGGACUCAUACGGGGGAGAAAUGAUUUGAAUGUUUUGAAUGUGGAAAGAGCUUCAAUGAAAGUCGAACACUUAGAAUACACCAACGAACUCACACUGGGGAGAAACCAUUUAAAUGUAUUGAAUGUGGAAAGCUUCAGUGAAAGUGGAGCAGUUAGAAGACAUUAACAAACUCACACAGGAGAGAAACAAUUUAAAUGUAUUGAAUGUGGAAAGAGCUUCAGUCGAAGUGGGACACUUAAAAGUCAUCAGCGAAGUCAUACAGGGGAGAAACCAUUUAAAUGUAUGGAGUGCGGUAAGAGCUUCAAUCAAAUUGGACACCUUAGAAGACAUCAGCUAACACACACACGAUGAAAACUACAGGUGUAUUGAAUGUCGAAAGGGCUUCAGAGGGAGUGGAGACCUCAAUAUUCAUUAGCAAAUUCACACUAGGGAAACAAUAUAAAUGUAUGGAGUUUUCCACUCAAGGUGGAAUCUCAAGAAACUCAUAAAGGGGGAAAUCAGUUGUAAAUGCAUGGAAUGACUUUUUAGUGUUUGUACUUAAAUUUGUAUACACAUAAAUGUAUUAAAGUAAUGAAGGUCACAUACAAUAAACGUACAAAGUAAGUGGCAACUUGUUGCUAGAUAAACAGGGAGAGAGUGUGAAUCUGAAAUUAUCAAGGUGUGUGUUGAAGCUGUUGACUUUUCAGGUUUGCCUUUCACUUCCAAAAUGAUGGCCUGCCUUUGUCUUGUUGAUCAGCAUUCCAGGUGCUCAUUACUUGAACUUUGCAUAAUUUAUUGAAGACCUUUUUACUGAUAGCAUUUUCCAGCUGAAUGAAAGGUCCCUGUUUUAAAUGUUCAUUUGGGAUUGCUUUUAAAACUUAUCUCCUAUUUUCUGUGCUCUUGUGUACCUGUUUUGUGCUGUUUUUAUUAAAUAUUUUCUGCAUUGGCUUUUGACCCGUGGAAGGUGACCAGUGAGGGUGUUUUUUGUGUUCCUUAGUUCACAGAAAUGUUUUAAAAGAAUGUGAAAGAAUUAGGGCUAGGGGAGAUGAGUGAAAGGGACUGAGGAGUGAGAGACUGAUUUGUUGUGAAUGUGGGAGGUGGAGAGGGAGAGAAGAGAAAGCUCCAUUAUUUGGUCAGGGCUGUGGCUAAAGGCCUUGGUCGAGCUUUUCUGGGAAUUGUAGUCUCAGGAUGUCCAAUUGUAGUUGGCUGAGGAGGCUCAGAAACUUCUGAGAGGUUCCUCCCAGAACUACAGUUCCCAGAGUUCCUAGGAAGUGAAGAUGGCUGUGAAGUCUCUGGGCAGGGGUCAGCAACCUAAGGGCCACGGGCUGGUUCUGACCCGAAUGGGUUCUGGAUCCGGCCCACGGAAGGUCCAGAAAUCGCCUCAUGGUUCUGAUUCAUAUAGUUUGGGCUGCACCAUUUUUCUCUCUCUUUUUCUCUUCCUGACAGCGCCUCCUCCCUCCCUUCUGGCUUCUCCCCCGCCCUGCAGAGGAAGGGGGCUAGCCUUUGAUUGGUGCCAGCAGCAUUGUUUCCCUCUGAUUGGUUGCAGUUAUUUUGUUGGUUAUACUUGCAUCUAUACAAAGUGCAUAGCUUUUGCCCCUCCAUAAAGAAAUGGGGAGGAGACAAGAGCUGGAAUAGCUGACCAGAAGGAAAUGUAACCUGGGAACUUCAUGUUGCUCCCCCAGCUCCCUGAACCCAAGAAAAGACUCCUCCAGGGAGGCAGGUGAGCAUCACAACUAAACACCACAUUAUGCUCUCCGGUAGCUAAUCGCUCAGAUAGGGCUAUUUUCAUUCAGUUCUUUGUGUUUGUGUGUGGUUGGUGGUGGUUUUACCUUCCCUUCUUCCCUUGCAAUCAUGACAAAAAUGAAACCUCCACAGCAAUGCUUUUAGCCCCAGAAGAGGAGCUCCCCUUGGUGUCAAGGAAGGGGUCCAAGGGAGUGAGGAGAUUUCACCCCUCCCAUAUCCAAGAAUCUCCUGAUGAGUCUGGUGAUUUUCCAGAGAGGAGGGGCGGUGUUCUGCUCUCUACUUAUUCUGCUCCAGCACCACAUCAAAGAGUCAGUCAGUCAGUGUGUUGGAGAGAGAGAGAUUGAGUGUUAGAGAUCGUGUGUAUAGAUAAGGUUGCUGCUAAGAGCAGCUGCAGGCACUCAGUGCGGUUCAGUAUUCAUUUAUGCUUAGACCUCAUUAAGCUCUGUAUAUAGUUGUGUAUUAUAGCUGUAGAUAGAAUAAAGAAGAUAUUCUACAGAGCUGCUCUCCGAGUCGUUUAUACUCUGCUAUACUCUGCUGUGCGACGACUGUCUUCUUGUGGAAGUGAAUCUGGUGCUCACAACUCUAAGCUGUGAGUCCACAGCACUUUGACCUGUUCCUGUGCAGAAGGUGGUCUCUGGAAGUGCU